Messenger RNA from Daphnia carinata, 642 nucleotides. RefSeq names its product putative per-hexamer repeat protein 5. The transcript is spliced from 5 exons. The record is from RefSeq and is a predicted model, not a curated record. Bases 120 to 530 code for a protein of 136 amino acids. Lineage: Eukaryota; Metazoa; Arthropoda; Branchiopoda; Diplostraca; Daphniidae.
UUUCAGGUGGAAAUCUUGAGUAUAAAAUCGAAUCACCAUCAUCACGUUCGACAGCAGACUUCCAAGUGAUUUUCACUGUACAACAACUCCGUCGAAUUCAGUCUAAUAAAAUCAAGAAAAUGAACAAGUUCAUCGCCUUCAUGCUGUGUGCCGUCCUCGCUGUGGCCGCUGGCCGUCCUCAGGUGUUCCAAGCCACUGGAACUGGUUCGGGAUUUGGAACUGGCGCUGCUCCUCUGUUUGGCGGAAAUGGAGCUGCCCCGCUUCUAGGUGGAGCUGGAGUUCCUUUUGGUGCAGGACAACCUGGUGGACAACUCGGCUUCUCGUCUUUCGAUCUUGGCACUGGUUCCGGAGCUGGAGCUGGAACUGCUAACGCUGGUCCUGGUGGAGUGUCUGCAUCAGGGGUUGGCAUUUCGAACGCAAGCAAUGGCGGAGCUGCAACUGGAACUGGAACAGGCACCGCCGCCUUGGAUCUUCUAAGUGGACAAGCUUCGGCAGCUGGUUCUGGUACCGGAAGCAGCGUUGGAAAAUAAAUAAGUCAGCUACAUUAUGAAGCUUCGUUGCACGAAGCUUCAAUCAUAUUCCAUUUGAAUUUUUAAGGAAAAAUUUGUUGAAUUUAAAAAUAAUAAAAAAAGUAUCCACAAA